Psammomys obesus (fat sand rat) is the source of this 272-nucleotide messenger RNA. Its product is annotated as ATP synthase subunit e, mitochondrial-like. The transcript is spliced from 2 exons. The record is from RefSeq and is a predicted model, not a curated record. The coding region runs from base 3 to 272 and encodes 89 amino acids. Gene Ontology annotation, molecular function: proton transmembrane transporter activity. Gene Ontology annotation, biological process: proton motive force-driven ATP synthesis. NCBI's taxonomy places the organism in Eukaryota, Metazoa, Chordata, Mammalia, Rodentia, Muridae.
UCAUGGACAAGAUGGUGCCCCCUGUUCAGGUCUCUCAGCUCAUCAAGUUCGGCCGAUACUCCGCCCUGAUCCUUGGCAUGGCCUAUGGCGCCAAGCACUACAGUUACCUGAAACCUCGGGCAGAGGAGGAAAGGAGAAUAGCAGCAGAGGACUUUGGAGACUUGGAUGGUGAGAAGGUGGAUUCCUAUAAGAAAUGUGCUUGUGCUGAAUUCAAUUAUCCUACUGUGCUGGGUGGAGCCAGCAGUCGUCACCGAGGAUGCUUUUCUCCUUAG